UGAUUAAAACUUUCUCCUUGUAAAACUCUUCAGCCUUGUCAGACCGUUCCCUGUCAGCUGGGAUGUUCCCGUCUGUAAAUCCAAAGAUGUGAGCAGUUCUGAUGAUGUGGGAGUUUUGUUGUGAUUCAAAGCAACGUGUCGGCUCUCAGUUAUUCACACUUUCUGCCUCCAUCAGUUCACUGACGGAGCUGCUGUCAGUCAGCAACAUUCACUUCCAUUUUAUCGUUCUACCUUUAUUUAUUCAGUUUUAUUCGUUCCCUUUUAUGUCGAUACUUUACAUAUUGAGGUGGAUUCACACAGAGAAAGUGUCUCUGAAGUCAAUAAUAAUGGAGUUAUUUCCUUAAAUGUAGUUUGUGGAUUCUCAGAUCAAUAUUUUUACUGUAAGGACACUUCUGACAACAUUCUCUGUAGUCUGGGACCAUGACAGAGACAGCACAGUUUAUUAUUUAAAAUAGAAUUUGGUACUGAAAAAGAGAAGAUAAGUGGAAACAGACAACACUGACAUCAGUAGAAAUUAUAUAUAUUUGAUCACAAAAUCACAGAAAAAAUGUUUAAAAAUUGUGAUCAAAAAUCACAUUAAAACACAAAAAACAGUUUUGAAUAAAUGUGUUUUAUUUUUCAACUCGUUUAAUUACACGUAUUUUAAUUCUGAUGUUUUCUUUUCAUUGCCGAGUUUUUUCUUAAAAUGAUCGGACGAAAGAGAGUUUUGGAGAAAAACAAUCAGGUUCAGUUUGGAUGUCGUUGGUCAGAACAAGACGGAGGCUGUGAUUAAAACAGUGAGUUGAUUUAUUUAGAUUUAGAGAAAAACCAACGGAGUCAAACAGUGAAUUAAAUGCAGAGUUGAGGCUUCAUUCUCAGCGUCUGCAUGGAUGUUAAAGUCUGGACUUUAUCUGAACUGAAUCCACUGAGAACUCAGAUAAAAGUCAGAAUAAGGGGCAGGUGGGCGAAUACAACAAGCAACACAACUGGUUUUUGUGUUUUCCAGUUGGGUGUGAGAGACUCAAAGUGAGGCUUUGAAAGGAGUUCUAAGUUCAGGUUUGAGGUUAAUUAUUAAGCUGAUUAUUGAGUCUGACUGUACUUGUAGGGAAAUAAAAUGUUUCUGACUGGGAGGGUGGAUUGAUCUGGACUCACAUAAUCUGCUGUUUGUGUGUGUGAUAUGAGAAGCAUAAAGAGCUGACCUCUGAUCUGUGCAGGUUCACACUGGUUUGUGCUUUGAGCUGUUUGCUUCCUCAGAGCUGAAGAAGGACGACGGUGGAGCUCAGGAGAGGAGCAGAAAGCUGUUGGACUGCAACAAGUGGAGAGUCUGCAGGUUUUCACCAACAUGGAAAGGAUCCAUCAGGACCCAGAACCAGAACCAGAACCAGGACCAGGACCAGAACCAGAACCAGAACCAGAACCAGAACCAGGACCAGAACCCAGCUGUGUGUCCUUUAAGAGCAAUGACUCAAAGGAUAUUUUUGCUGAAUUUAAAGAACAACCUUCUGCUUCAAAGAGAGUGGAGCAGCAGAACUCAGAGGUUCCCAGAGCUCAGUCUGUCCAGCAGCAUCACCUGGACUCCAUAUUCAUGCUGCUGGAGGACAACAUGGUGACUUUUGUGAAGAAGGAGCUGAAGAAGAUGCAGAAGGUUGUGAGUCCAGAUUACCCAGAAUGCUCAGAGAGUCAGAGGGAGGAUGAGGAGCAGUUGGAGGGUGAUGAUGAAGAUGAGAGGAGCAGCAGAGAGAUGUUUGAGCAGAUCACAGUGUUGUUCCUGAGGAGGAUGAAGCAGGAGAAGCUGGCUGACUGUCUGCAGAGCAAACUUGCUGCUGCUUGUAGACGUAAACUUAAACGUGGUCUGAAGAAGAAGUUCCAGAGAGUGUUUGAGGGCAUCGCUAAAGCAGGACAGAAGACCCUCCUGAAUGAGAUCUACACAGAGCUGUACAUCACAGAGGGAGGGACUGCAGAGGUCAAUGAUGAACAUGAGGUCAGACAGAUUGAAGCAGCAUCCAGGAAAGCAGACAGAGCAGAAAGAAGCAUCAGACCAGAAGACAUCUUUAGAGGCUCACCUGGAAGAGAUGGACCAAUCAGAACAAUGAUGACACAGGGAGUGGCUGGCAUCGGGAAAACAGUGUUAACACAGAAGGUGACUCUGGACUGGGCUGAAGACAAAAGCAACCAGGACAUCCACUUCAUGUUUCCAUUGACUUUCAGAGAGCUGAAUGUGGUGAAAGAGAGAAAGUUCAGUUUGGUGGAACUUGUUCAUCACUUCUUCAGUGAAACCAAAGCAGCAGGAAUGUUCAGCUUUGAAGACUUCCAGGUUGUGUUGAUCUUUGACGGUCUGGAUGAGUGUCGCCUUCCUCUGGACUUCCACAACAAUGAGGUCCUGACUGAUGUUACAGAGUCCACCUCAGUGGAUGUGCUGCUGACAAACCUGAUCAGGGGGAAUCUGCUUCCCUCUGCUCGCCUCUGGAUAACCACACGACCUGCAGCAGCCAAUCAGAUCCCUCCUGACUGUGUGGACAUGGUGACGGAGGUCAGAGGGUUCACCGACCCACAGAAGGAGGAGUACUUCAGGAAGAGAUCCAGAGAUGAGGAGCAGGCCAGCAGCAUCAUCUCCCACGUGAAGACAUCACGAAGCCUCCACAUCAUGUCCCACAUCCCAGUGUUCUGCUGGAUCACUGCUACAGUUCUGGAGGAGCUGCUGAGAAACAGAGAGGGAGGAGAUCUGCCCAGAACCCUGACUGAGAUGUUCAUCCACCACCUGGUGGUUCAGACCAAAGUCAAGAAGGUCAAGUAUGAUGGAGGAGCUGAGACAGAUCCACACUGGAGUCCAGACAGCAGGAGGAUGAUUGAGUCUCUGGGAAAACUGGCUUUUGAGCAGCUGCAGAAAGGAAACCUGAUCUUCUAUGAGUCCGACCUGACAGAAUGUGGCAUCGUUGUGGAAGCAGCCUCAAAGUACUCAGGAGUGUUCACACAGAUCUUUAGAGAGGAGAGAGGGCUGUACCAGGACAGGGUGUUCUGCUUCGUCCAUCUGAGUGUUCAGGAGUUUCUGGCUGCAGUCUACAUGUUCCACUGUUACAUCAACAGGAAGGAGAAGGUUCUGGAGGACUUCCUGGGAAAAGACUGGAAAGACUGUAACAGAGACACUCUGGAUGUGUUCCUGAAGAGAGUGAUGGAGAAAUCCCUCAGCAGUAAAAAUGGUCACCUGGACCUGUUUGUUCGCUUCCUUCAUGGCCUCUGUCUGGAGUCCAACCAGAGACUGUUAGGAGGUCUGCUGGGUCGGACAGAGAACCAUCCACGAAUGAUCCAUAGAGUCAUCAACAACCUGAAGAAGAUGAAGAGUGAUGAAAUGUUUCCAGACAGAAGCAUCAACAUCUUCCACUGUCUGAUGGAGAUGAAGGAUCUCUCAGUACAUCAGGAGAUCCAAGAGUUCCUGCAGUCAGAGAACAGAUCAGAGAAGAAACUCUCUGAGAUCCACUGCUCAGCUCUGGCCUACAUGCUGCAGAUGUCAGAGGAGGUUCUGGAUGAGUUGGACCUGGACAAGUACAGAACAUCAGAUGAGGGAAAACAGAGACUGAUUCCAGCUGUGAGGAACUGCAGAAAGUUUGGACUUUCUUACUGUGAUCUCUCAGAGAGUCACUGUGAAGUCGUGGCCUCAGCUCUGAAGUCCAACCCCUCCCAUCUGAUAGAACUGGACCUGAACUGGACCGACCUGCAGGAUUCAUUCAUGAAGCAUCUUUGUGAUGGACUGCAGAGUCCAAACUGUAAACUGGAGACUCUCAGAUUGAGGGGCUGCGGUUUGUCAGAGAUCAGCUGUGAUUCUCUGGUCUCAGCUCUGAAGUCCAACCCCUCACAUCUGGAACAUCUGGACCUGAGUGGAAACGACCUGAAGGAAUCAUCAGUGAAACAUCUGUUAGAUCUUGUGGAGAGUCCAGACUGCAUCCUGAAGACUCUGAGAUUGGUGGGCUGCAGUUUGUCAGAGAUCAGCUGUGAUUCUCUGGUCUCAGCUCUGAAGUCCAACCCCUCCCAUCUGGAACAUCUGGACCUGAGCAGGAACAACCUGAAGGAUUCAGGAGUGAAACAUCUGAGUGGUUUUGUGGAGAGUCCGGACUGCAUCCUGAAGACUCUGAGAUUGGAGCAGUGCAGUUUGUCAGAGAUCAGCUGUGAUUCUCUGGUCUCGGCUCUGAAGUCCAACCCCUCCCAUCUGGAACAUCUGGACCUGAGCUACAACAACGACCUGAAGGAUUCAUCAGUGAAACAUCUGAGUGGUUUUGUGGAGAGUCCAGACUGCAUCCUGAAGACUCUGAGAUUGAAGGACUGCAGUUUGUCAGAGAUCAGCUGUGAUUCUCUGGUCUCAGCUCUGAAGUCCAACCCCUCACAUCUGGAACAUCUGGACCUGAGCUGGAACGACCUGAAGGAAUCAUCAGUGAAACAUCUGUUAGAUCUUGUGGAGAGUCCAGACUGCAGCCUGAAGACUCUGAGAUUGGUGGGCUGCAGUUUGUCAGAGAUCAGCUGUGAUUCUCUGGUCUCAGCUCUGAAGUCCAACCCCUCCCAUCUGGAACAUCUGGACCUGAGCAGGAACAACCUGAAGGAUUCAGGAGUGAAACAUCUGAGUGGUUUUGUGGAGAGUCCAGACUGCAUCCUGAAGACUCUGAGAUUGAGGCACUGCAGUUUGUCAAAGAUCAGCUGUAAUUCUCUGGUCUCCGCUCUGAAGUCCAACCCCUCCCAUCUGGAACAUCUGGACCUGAGAGGAAACAACCUGAAGUAUUCAUCAGUGAAACAUCUGUUAGAUCUUGUGGAGAGUCCAGACUGCAGUCUGAAGACUCUGGAAUGGAAGUGUUGCUGAUCAGGACGGUGUUUGUGGUGAGAGGAUGAAGUGUGUCCUGAUGAUCCAGAGGUUGAAGCAGCAGCAGCAGCUGGUGUGUAGAGACUCUGACUGGACCAUGUUACUGGGAGGUGGACUGGGAACCAGUAUGAAGUGUGUUGUUCCUGUAUAGUUUAGUGUUGCAGCUCCACACUGUGAAUGAUGGAGAAGUUCAGUUCAUGUUGACUUGAUCCGUUGGAGGUUGAUGAUGUUCAGACUCAGGUUUUCUAACGUUAAUAUUCAGAUGAAAAUAAACAGACUUUCAGAGAUUUUUUACAGAUUUUAUAGAAGCAGCUGCAGCUCAUUCAUUAACUUCUUCUAUAUUGUCUAAAUGUCUUCUUACCUGGACAGGUGUAAAAAAUGUGAGUGUCCACAUUUGACCUUCAGCUGCUCCAAUGAUUCCUUAGUCUUUGCUAAACUGUCUGAUAUUCUCAUAUUUCCAUCGUGUGGAGGCUGUAAUUCUCACCAACACUUUAAUUAACCUCCAGAAGAUGACAGAAGGAAGUCAUUGACGUGUUUUACUGGACAACAAGUGAACUAUGUCCAGUUUAUCAGAGAAAUCACUGAUAUCUGUAUUAAUACACAUUAAUGUCUCAGGAGUUGUUGAGAUCUUCAGCAGUGAGGCUCAGAGGAGUCCUUUACUGUCAUUUCUCUGUUGGUGGGAAUGUUGUUGCUUUUUACAUCUAUCUGAGUUUCUUUGUGUUGAGCCUCCGUUUCUUAACUUCCUGUUUGACAUCUGGAGACGACAAAGACGUUCUAAGUUCUAACUUGGGUCUGAUGUUUCUUCAAUCAACCAAUCAUGUUUUCAAAGAUACUGCAGUAAAUAAUGAAUAUUAGAGCUAAAAUACUACAGUAAAUGACAGAUUUAUGAUUUAAUAUUCAGGGUAAAAUGUUGCAAUAAAUGAUGAAGAAUGCAGUUAAAAUACUUCCGUAAAUGACAAAUACUGCAGAUAAAAUACUGCAGUUAGUGAUUAAUAGUACAGCUAAAAUACUGCAGUAAAUAAUGACACAGUGGCAUGUCUGAAGUAAAGACAUAAAUAAUUAAAACAGAUGUGUGGAUUCAUGAAAAGUAUGUUUAAAAUGUUUGCUAAUGUGACGUUGAACAUCUACUACAGUUCCUGGUUUGUCUUUUGCAGUUUUAUUCAGUGGAUUCAAAAUUUAUUCAGAGUUCUUCCUGUAAAUAAACAUUUGUGUGUGUAAUAAAGACGUUUUGUUUCCCUGAAGUUAGUCUAAUAAAUGGAUUUUUAAAAUAAAGUCUGAUUUUUAUCUGA
Messenger RNA from Acanthochromis polyacanthus (spiny chromis), 6111 nucleotides. Its product is annotated as NACHT, LRR and PYD domains-containing protein 12-like. Bases 1322 to 4822 code for a protein of 1166 amino acids. Gene Ontology annotation, molecular function: protein binding. Lineage: Eukaryota; Metazoa; Chordata; Actinopteri; Pomacentridae. The record is from RefSeq and is a predicted model, not a curated record. The transcript is spliced from 14 exons.